AUGGGCCGUGUCUACGGACAUGGGAAGGGUAUCUCCCAAAGUACCUUACCAUACAGGCGCUCUGUUCCUUCCUGGCAAAAGCUAACUGCUGAAGAAGUAAAGGAACAAAUUUACAAACUUGCAAGAAAGGGUCUAACCCCAUCUCAGAUCGGUGUAAUUCUCCGCGAUAGUCAUGGCGUCGCCCAAGUGCGUUGGCUAGCUGGUAGCAAGAUCGUUCGCAUUCUAAGAACUGCAGGUCUAGCUCCUGCUAUUCCAGAUGAUCUCUACCACCUGAUUAAGAAGGCUGUCGCCAUCCGAAAGCAUCUUGAUCGAAAUCGUAAAGACAAGGAUGGAAAAUAUCGGCUUAUUCUGACAGAGAGUCGCAUCCAUCGUAUUGUUCGUUAUUACAAGAGGAAACGUGUUCUUCCUCCUAAUUGGAAAUACGACAGCUCCACGGCUUCAGCUCUUGUCGCUUAA
This is a messenger RNA of Hydatigera taeniaeformis, 456 nucleotides long. NCBI's taxonomy places the organism in Eukaryota, Metazoa, Platyhelminthes, Cestoda, Cyclophyllidea, Taeniidae. The record is from the annotation of a GenBank genome assembly.